Molecule: messenger RNA, 1748 nt
Organism: Jaculus jaculus (lesser Egyptian jerboa)
Lineage: Eukaryota; Metazoa; Chordata; Mammalia; Rodentia; Dipodidae
Gene: Sox18
Product: SRY-box transcription factor 18
Exons: 2
Coding region: 252-1385 (377 amino acids)
Biological process (GO): lymphangiogenesis; angiogenesis; vasculogenesis
Molecular function (GO): RNA polymerase II cis-regulatory region sequence-specific DNA binding; DNA-binding transcription factor activity, RNA polymerase II-specific
Source: RefSeq, a predicted model, not a curated record
GCCAUGGUGGGAUCCGGCUAGACCAGAGAAGAAAAGGAGCCCCCGGGGAAGGGGCGGUCCCGCCCCGGCCCGUCUGCCCCGCCACGGAUUGGCCCCAAGCCGCUAUAUCUGUGCUCCCGCCCUGUGCGAAGGUAGCGCAUCUACACAGUCUUCGCCAGCCAUCUGUCUGUUCUUGGUGCCUGGCUUCGCAGUGCCCGUCACUGUCCUCCGCGCACCCGCGCCACGUUCUGCCCAGGUCUUGCCCAGCUGGAAUGCAGAAAUCGCCGCCUGGUUACCGCGCACAGGACCACCCGCCCUCCCGCCUCGACUGUGCAUGGGCCCCUGGAGCCGGGGCCACCUCUGAGCCGGGCGGUCUCCCUGCUGCCAGCGUCUCGACGGCCGCGCCUGCCUCGCCGACCAGCCCGCAGCGGAGCCCUCCGCGCAGCCCAGAGUCGGGGCACUAUGGCAUUGGCCGCGGAGAGCGCCAGACGGCCGACGAGUCACGCAUCCGGCGACCCAUGAACGCUUUCAUGGUGUGGGCGAAGGACGAGCGCAAGCGGCUGGCGCAGCAGAAUCCGGAUCUGCACAACGCGGUGCUGAGCAAGAUGUUGGGUAAAGCGUGGAAGGAGCUGAACGCGGCGGAGAAGCGACCCUUCGUGGAAGAGGCCGAACGGCUGCGCGUGCAGCACUUGCGCGACCAUCCUAACUACAAGUACCGUCCCCGCCGCAAAAAGCAGGCGCGCAAGGCCCGGCGGCUGGAGCCUGGCCUCUUGCUUCCGGGCCUCGUGCCCCCACAACCGCCGCCGGAGCCCUUCCCCGCCGCGCCGGGCACGGCCCGCGUCUUUCGCGAGCUGCCUCCUCUGGGAGCGGAGUUUGAUGGCCUGGGGCUACCCACGCCAGAGCGCUCGCCGUUGGACGGCCUGGAGCCUGGCGAGGCCGCCUUCUUCCCGCCGCCUUCAGCUCCCGAGGACUGCGCUCUGCGGGCUUUCCGUGCACCCUAUGCCCCCGAGUUAACCAAUAAUCCGGGCACCUGCUACGGGGCACCAGUCGCUGAGGCGCUCAGGACCGUGCCGCCCGCCGCGCCGCUCACAAGUCUCUACUACAGCACCCUGGGCACACCUGUUCCGUACGCCUGCCCCCUGUCGCCGCCGCCCGAGGUCCCGCCGCUGGAGGGCGCCGAGCCACUGGGUCCCACUGCUGAUCUUUGGGCCGAUGUGGACCUCAACGAGUUCGACCAGUACCUCAACUGCAGCCGGACUCGGCCAGAUGCCACUACGCUCCCGUACCACGUGGCGCUGACCAAACUGGGUCCUCGAGCCAUGUCCUGUCCGGAGGAGAGUAGCCUCAUCUCUGCACUGUCCGAUGCCAGCAGCGCCGUCUACUACAGUGCCUGCAUCUCUGGCUAGGUGCCACCCCUGUCCUCUAUUGCUUUCUCAUGCGGCCAAGUGGCCUGGCCCUGCCUGCUCUCUUGUGGAUGUAUGUUUGACUAUGCAGCAGCCUUAGGAACUGGUGGCCUGCAGAUCCCAUUCCCACCUUCUCCUCCAACUUUUACUGUAGGGUCCCUGCUGGUGGCUCCUUCGUGUUGGGGCUUCCCCAGAAAGCUCAGGCCUAGGGUCUGUUGGCUGGCUCUGUCAGGGUUUUUUUGAAGCACGUAAUUCUUAUCCUACAGUGUGUAUUUCCUAGAACCAGAUUGUAUUUUUUACUUUGCCCCUUUUUAUAUACAUAAUACAAUAUAUUUAAUUUUUAAUUAAACUUUUUCUUCCAAAGGA